GGAGCAAAGUCAGGACGCAGAGCAACAGGUGCUCCCUCAGUCACAGCAUCUACACUUGAUGAAGAAGAGCUUGCAUCAGAACUGCCAUCCAAGAAAAACACAUCAGCAAGAAGACCUAAUAAAGCAGUUUCAGGUUGGAGUGAGGAAGCUCCUGUCCGUAAACCACGAACACGACAACUUGGUGAAGGAUUUGAAACUCUGGAGGAGGACAGACUGAAACAGAAGAGUCCAGAUAAAGAUAACACUGAUGACGAUGAUGAUAUACCAGUUAUUCCAGAGUUGGAGGAUCAACAGGAAGAUGACUUAUCUACAAAGGUUGCUUCAGCUCCCAACGUUGUAGUGAACAGAGUGGCCACCUACAGGGAGCUGGACAAUGAUUUUCUGAAACAGGCAGCAUUCCUGACUAUGGACAAUGAGAUAGAUCUGAAGCUGCUGACAAAAGUUUUAUCACCACCAGAAGACAUUAUAGAGGAUGACAAGCCAUGGGACUGGGACAGACUGUUUACAGAGGUAUCAUCAGACUUAAGGACUGAGUUGGAAAAGACUGAUGAUGAGGAAAAACCAACUGAAAUUGAGCAGUGA
Candidula unifasciata is the source of this 582-nucleotide messenger RNA. NCBI's taxonomy places the organism in Eukaryota, Metazoa, Mollusca, Gastropoda, Stylommatophora, Geomitridae. The record is from the annotation of a GenBank genome assembly.